CUCAUCACAGUCAACCACCGGCUCACAUUCGAGUAGUACACUCCAAUAUUUAUAUUAAUAAACAUAUAAUGAAGUUGUUUGUAGUAGCUGCUAUCAUCGGUGCCUGCUUGGCCGACCGUCUUGACAACAAGUACUUGCCUCCUAGAGGAAACGAUGGAGCUGGCUAUGGCGCAAAUAGUGGUGGCUUCGGUGCUGCCCCCAGUGCUGGUGGUUUCAGAUCCGGAGGUGGUUUCGGCUCUGGUGGCUUUGGGGCAGGAGGUGCCUCUGGAUUUGGCCGUGGAGGAUCAGGUUUUGGUCAAGGCGCAGGUUUUGGAGGAGGUGCCGGCCAAGGAUUUGGAACCCAACACUCUGGCAACGCAUACAACGCUCCCGCUCAACAAUACAGCAGCAGCCGCCCUCAAGAUGCUGGUGCUCAGAUCCUAAGAUCAAACAGUGAAGUGACCGCCGAAGGGUUCUCCUACGACUUUGAGACCUCCAAUGGAAUCCGUGCUGAUGCUUCUGGUGUUGCCACCAAUGGUGUCCAGUCCCAAGGCAGCUUCGGAUACAAGGGUGAUGAUGGUCAGGAUUACAGCAUCUCGUACACUGCUGAUGAGAACGGUUACCAACCCCAGGGUGCUCAUUUGCCAACCCCCCCUCCGAUCCCUGAAGCUAUCUUGAAGUCUCUGGAACAAAAUGCCCGUGAUGAAGCUGCCGGCAUCUCUGAUGAUGGCUCAUACCGCGGUGAGGGUGCUGGUGCUGGUGGUUACUCUGGAUCCAGCUCUGGUGGUUACUCCGGAUCCAGCUCUGGUGGUUAUUCUGGUGCUGGUGCCAGCUUCGGACGCGGUUCAGGAUCUGGCUUCGGCGGUGGUGCAGGUUCCGGUUUCGGAGGAGCUGCCAGCUCUGGUUUCCGUGGCAACGCUGGAUCUGGUUUCGGCGGUGCUGCCGCAUCUCGCCAGUACUUGGCUCCCAACGCUGGAUCCCGCCCAUCCGGCUCUGGCAACUUCAACUCCCAAACCGGCUAUAGAUACUAAACGAAUCCCACCGAUGGAAGGGUACGCUGAUUUAUUUAUUGCAACUUCAUAAUCCUGUGGAUUGUAGUCAAAAGUUGUAAAAAACUAAAACCAUUCCUUAAAUUUUCCAUCAUUCAUCAUUGUUGGUACUUUGGUCUUCUGUUUAAUUCUUUAUUGUUUAUUGUUUCGGUCUGUUCGUUCUUUUUAAUCUUUUGUAUCUUGAUACGUCAUUCAUUAAUUUAAUUAUUUAUGAACAUAACUAAUGCUUAAAUUACUUCUUGAAUUUCUAAUCCCUUCCAUCACUAUGACUUUGUGAUAUAACGAUACUGUCUUACCAAUUUAUAGCUAUUCUGUUCUUUUCUAGAAGUUAUUGUCAACCUGGUCUGUUUUUUUAUAAUGUGAUCUCAAAUUUCUUUCUCUUUCUGCUUGUAUAAUUAAUUACUUUUUAUUAGAAAAAUACUCGUUAUUGUAAGUUUUAUAUUCAAGCUAUGUAAAUGGACAGUACUAGGAGUAAGAGAAAAUGUUCAAAAAAAUGUAGUUUGACUUUUGUACUAUAAAUUAGUAGUAAGUUUUGUAAAUACAAAAUGAAUAUACGAUGUAUAAAGCA
This is a messenger RNA of Achroia grisella, 1596 nucleotides long. It is a transcript of the gene CPR15, whose product is annotated as pupal cuticle protein 36-like. The transcript is spliced from 3 exons. NCBI's taxonomy places the organism in Eukaryota, Metazoa, Arthropoda, Insecta, Lepidoptera, Pyralidae. The coding region runs from base 69 to 1010 and encodes 313 amino acids. Gene Ontology annotation, cellular component: chitin-based extracellular matrix. The record is from RefSeq and is a predicted model, not a curated record. Gene Ontology annotation, molecular function: structural constituent of chitin-based larval cuticle.